Molecule: messenger RNA, 801 nt
Organism: Nothoprocta perdicaria
Lineage: Eukaryota; Metazoa; Chordata; Aves; Tinamiformes; Tinamidae
Gene: LIF
Product: LIF, interleukin 6 family cytokine
Exons: 3
Coding region: 1-801 (266 amino acids)
Biological process (GO): immune response
Cellular component (GO): extracellular region
Molecular function (GO): leukemia inhibitory factor receptor binding; cytokine activity
Source: RefSeq, a predicted model, not a curated record
AUGGUGGAGGAGCUGCCCCCGAGCUUGGUGUUGGGCCCGUCUGCUACCGUCUUACUCCAAAAGCUCAACAAAAGGGGGCCAUGCAUGGACAUGGCCAGCAAGCGGGAGCAGGACUCCCUUGCCACCACUGCGUCCAGGACAGGUGUCUCCAGGAGGCUGGACUCCAACUUGAAGGCUCUCAGUGUCUUCCCCUUCGUGGCCCUGCUCCUGCUGCAACGGAGGCUGGUGGCUGGCCGGGCUUUGCUGGUGAACGGCCCCAGCGCCGGCUGCCCCAUCAACAGCUUAUGCCGCUCCAACGUCUACGAGCAGACGCGCAAGCAGGUUGCGCUGCUCAACGCCACGGCCCAGGAUCUCUUCAGCCUCUAUCUGAAGUGCCAGGGAGAACCUUUCAGCAGCGAGACCGACAAGCUCUGCAACCCCAAUGGUAUCUACUUCCCUGACUUCCAUGAGAACCGGACAAGUGAGAAGGAGGUCAUGGUGGCCAUGUACAAGCUCUUCGCUUUCCUCAACGCCUCGUUGGGGAACAUCACACGAGACCAGGAGGAGCUCAACCCUACAGCCAAGGAGCUUCUUGACCGCCUCCACAACACCACCAAGACCACGCGGGGCCUCAUCUCCAACCUCACUUGCCUACUCUGCAAAAACUACAACAUCUUCCAGGUGGAUGUGAGAUACGGGGAGAGCAGCAAGGGUAAGAGUGCCUUCAAGAAGAAGCAGCAAGGCUGCCAGGUGCUUCGCAAGUACGUGCAGGUCAUCUCCCAUGCAGCUCGCAUCCUCUUACCUCACCUGAGCCCUGCGUGA